Dujonia railenensis is the source of this 558-nucleotide messenger RNA. Lineage: Eukaryota; Fungi; Ascomycota; Pichiomycetes; Serinales; Debaryomycetaceae. The record is from the annotation of a GenBank genome assembly.
AUGUCUCGUCCCGUCGUCAUCUCAGGCCCUUCAGGUACCGGUAAGUCGACCCUUUUGAAAAAACUUUUCGCUGAAUUCCCAGACAAAUUUGGAUUCUCUGUAUCUAAUACCACUAGACAACCUAGAGCUGGUGAAGUUGAUGGAAAGGAUUACCAUUUCACAACUGUUGAAGGAUUUCAGAAGGCUAUUGAAGAAAACAAGUUCCUCGAAUGGGCCCAAUUUUCCGGUAACUACUAUGGUACCUCUAUCAAGUCCGUGGAAGACGUUGCAACUUCUGGUAAGAUUUGUCUCUUGGAUAUUGAUAUGCAAGGUGUUAAGUCUGUCAAGGCUUCGCACUUGAAUGCUAGGUAUUUAUUCAUAAGUCCACCAUCGAUUGAAAGUUUGAGAGAAAGAUUAGAAGGUAGAGGAACUGAAACACCUGAAUCUCUUGCCAAGAGAAUAAACUCUGCCAGUGCCGAAUUGGAAUACGCCAAGUCUGGAGCUCACGAUAGAAUAAUUGUCAACGACGACUUGGAAAGGGCCUACCAAGAGUUCAAAGAGUUCAUUUUGGAAGCUUAA